UACUUCUCUACUUCGCAUGCACCCAUUCAGUAAUUAAUUACACACAUCUUGCUUCCCAUAUCCGCUAACAUAUAUACUCCGCGGCAUUUGCCGUUUCAGAUAGACCUCGUCCUGAUGGUUCAGGGGGCACAUUUCAGCUCAACCUGGCCAACAACACGGUUGACAGAAACCAGAUGACUACAAGUUCCAACAGGGUUCAUACGGAUUGUGUUUCCAACCGGAAGCAUGGGCGUCAUAACCCUCCCUGCGCAAAAAGCUAUUCUCCGCACGGAACUGUCACAUCCCCUGGUGCGUCCCAGGACUCCAAGGCCGAAGAGAAUGGCUCGACACGACCCAAGAGAAAGACCAAGCCCAAUCGCGGUUUUGAUCCAGCUGCUCAAGUAGCCAGAGACGCUUCGGCCGUCGAGCAGCCUCCACCAGCUCCAGAUAGACCUCGUCCUGAUGGUUCAGGGGGCACAUUUCAGCUCAACCUGGCCAACAACACGGUUGACAGAAACCAGAUGACUACAAGUUCCAACAGGGUUCAUACGGAUUGUGUUUCCAACCGGAAGCAUGGGCGUCAUAACCCUCCCUGCGGAAAAAGCUAUUCUCCGCACGGAACUGUCACAUCCCCUGGUGCGUCCCAGGACUCCAAGGCCGAAGAGAAUGGCUCGACACGACCCAAGAGAAAGACCAAGCCCAAUCGCGGUUUUGAUCCAGCUGCUCAAGUAGCCAGAGACGCUUCGGCCGUCGAGCAGCCUCCACCAGCUCCAGGUUCGCACGGCUACUUCUCUACUUCGCAUGCACCCAUUCAGUAA
Molecule: messenger RNA, 797 nt
Organism: Aegilops tauschii subsp. strangulata
Lineage: Eukaryota; Viridiplantae; Streptophyta; Magnoliopsida; Poales; Poaceae
Source: RefSeq, a predicted model, not a curated record